UUCAAUUUGCGUUUUUCGUAAGCUCCAUCGAAUACAACCAAAGGAGUGAUGUUGCAAUCGGACAAUAAUUGAAAGAAAUUCUUGAUAACAGCAGCAUAUUUGUCGUAGUCGCCCCCAAAACAGUCGUUGCACCUGCAAUGCCAUUUAUAAAGCUGACAAGCAAUACUGUUUCCAUCUAUCACUAAAUAUGUGUCGUGGAGUUCGUAACUGUCGAGGUAUUGACUCGAUCUAUUGGCUAUAAAUGUUGUCAAGCCCCGAAUACCCAUUUUUAAGCGUGUUUCACGUUUAUUUUACAGGUUAUAYACCAUUGUGGUCAUUGUCAAGAUGACAGAUAACUAACCUCACUAAUGACAAAACGUGAAGGAAGUGACUUAGGUUGCGUCUGACAACCCAGAUUUAUUGAAAUUUGUGUGAAGUUUGUUAAGUUAAAAUAUUACUGAUUUAGUUUGGGUCACCAGUAACCCAAUUUGGUUUGUCUUGUAGUGUUUUGUGUAAUUUUGUCAUACGAUUAUUAAAAAGGUGUGCGAUCAAUUUUCGGACGUAGCCUCAGACACGCUCUGUUUUGAUAAUGUUUUGACGUUUAUGGUAGUGUUAUCUAAUUCUAAAAUGUGAAGAAGGAUUUCCGAGUGAUAAUUACCCCAAAUAAUGCUGAGCGUGUUUUUUUAUUGUGAUAAAAGAUAACUAAACUGCAGACCCAAAAAAAAUGUUAAGUCUCGAAGGAAAAAUUUCGUUGCAAAGUUUCACCGGAUCCUCACUCAUAUUUUUCGUAAUCUGCAUGUUUAAUUAUUAUUACGGAAUCACUAAUCUGGUAGUAAACACAUUGACUGUUUUUUUCUACACCGUCAAUGUUUAUUUUUUUCUGAAAUUCUUUUAUAACGAAUAUGCUUUUGCGAUUGCAAUACGUGCCGCUAUUUUGGGCUUGGUUCUGGUUUUAGGAGUCUACAUAAAGCUAGUCGCGCCUCCAAACAUUCAAAUUUUUGGGGGCUAUAUGUCUGUCAUGGCAUUGUUUCACUACAGUGAGUUUUUGGCCAUAGCGGUUGUGCAGCCUAAGCAGGUCUCAACUGAUUCUUUUGUGAUAAAUCACAGUCCACAAUAUACGAUUGCUGCAAUAAGUUCGUGGAUAGAAUUUUUCAUUGAAACUUAUUUUUUCCCAGGCCUUAAAGAAAUUCACUGGCUUUCAAAUAUUGGUUUAUGUGUUUGUAUUCUCGGCGAAAUUUUACGUAAAACAGCAAUUUUGACAGCUGGUUCAAAUUUUAAUCACUUAGUCCAGUGUGAAAAAUCUAGUGAUCAUGUUUUGGUUACCCACGGGGUCUAUGGUUGGUUCAGACACCCGAGUUAUGUUGGCUGGUUUUAUUGGUCAAUUGGGACACAAAUAAUCCUAAUAAAUCCACUAUGCAUUCCAGCUUAUACUCUUGCAAGUUGGAUGUUUUUUAAAGAGAGAAUUUAUAUUGAAGAAAGUAUGUUGUUGAGCUUUUUCGGUCAACAAUACUGUGAUUAUCAGCAACAAGUAGGAACUGGUAUUCCCUUUAUUGAGGGUUAUAAAAUAUAGUAAGCUGAAAAAAUGUUAAAAUUUUUUAUCUACUGUAAACACAGUAUUAUGAAAGUGUCUAGGCCCCAUAUCGAUUAGUGACUAAAUGGUUUUUGUUGGUGCCAGAAUACUUAUUCUAAUCUUUUUAUAUUGACUUAUUUUUCUUUGUUAUAUUUACUAAUUCUACAAUAAAGAUAUAUUUUAUGUGACUGAA
Messenger RNA from Tribolium madens (black flour beetle), 1742 nucleotides. It is a transcript of the gene ste14, whose product is annotated as protein-S-isoprenylcysteine O-methyltransferase. Gene Ontology annotation, cellular component: endoplasmic reticulum; membrane. Gene Ontology annotation, molecular function: protein C-terminal S-isoprenylcysteine carboxyl O-methyltransferase activity. The record is from RefSeq and is a predicted model, not a curated record. Gene Ontology annotation, biological process: C-terminal protein methylation. Lineage: Eukaryota; Metazoa; Arthropoda; Insecta; Coleoptera; Tenebrionidae. Bases 704 to 1549 code for a protein of 281 amino acids. The transcript has 4 exons.